UGUGUUGCAUAAAGCAGCAUUCACACGUGGCCAAUAAUUGUGCACAAUGGAAGGCCACGUCUACUUUAGAACAUUACGUUACCCCGAUGGAACAAUGCCAAAUAGUUGUCUCAUCGGGACAGCCAUUUGCAAUUGCCCCAUUGGGAUCGCCUGAUCCUACUCAGGUUGGCAUUUCCUUCUAUUGCGUGCAACAGUUAACUUCGUGUGAACGCUGCUUAAGCCAGCAAAAACUCUCUUCGGCUUCUUUUAUUGCUUAAGAAUCUGAUAUCCAAGCAAUUUUGAAGAAGUGUGUCAUUCCAUUUUUCAAUAUGGUUGAUAAUAAAUCCAAAUCAUGCAUUUUACCUAUGGCAAGAAUUAAAACGGUGAUGAAAGGAUCCCCUGAAGUGGAGAACAUCAGCAAUGAAGCAAUAUUUGUGAUGACGAAAGCUGCAGAAGGAUUUGUUGCCUUGCUUCUUCGUCAAACUCUGAAAGCCAGUGAUAACAAAAAGCAAGUUGACUAUCCCGAUCUUGCUAAUAUUGUUAACAAUAAUGAAAAUUUCGUAUUUUUAAGAGAUAUCAUCCCACCUAAAAUCAAGGGUAGAGAGUACUUAGAAAUUAUCAAAAGAGUCGAAGAACAUGAGAAAAGAAUCGCCUUGGAAGAUGAAGAACUGUAAUAUUGGAAAAGAAAUUCAUAAGUUUCAAUUUUUGCUUUUUCAGACACAAAAUUCUUUGUUAAUGUUAAUUUAUAAAAGUCAGAAUUUUAUUUAUAUUAAAUAUACAUGUAGUUGCUAUUCAUGUUUUGAAUGUAAACAUCAUUUAACAAUAUUGGCAUAAUGCCAAGCAUUCACUAUUGAGUUGUAUUUAAUUUAUAUAAGGAGUAUUCUACCAAUAUCCUGAAAGGUUUAAACUCGUUUUCGACGAUAAAUACUUGAUUGAGAAUAUAUAUUUUCGAAAAAUUAUUUAUUGAUAGGAGCUAUAGUUUCAUAUUCAGUAUGCUUUUGAGUGUUAACUUUGUUAAAAUUAUCAGCGAAAUUAUUAAAAUUUCAAUUGAUAAUAGAACAAACAUUAUGCGAUCAUAAUAAGGAUUUCUGUUUUUUAUAUUAUAUGUUGUCUCUUUAUAUAAAGUGUAUGCUUUUAAUUU
Molecule: messenger RNA, 1120 nt
Organism: Argiope bruennichi
Lineage: Eukaryota; Metazoa; Arthropoda; Arachnida; Araneae; Araneidae
Product: chromatin accessibility complex protein 1-like
Exons: 1
Coding region: 309-653 (114 amino acids)
Cellular component (GO): nucleus; CHRAC
Molecular function (GO): protein heterodimerization activity
Source: RefSeq, a predicted model, not a curated record